AGCCAUUUUGGCUCAAGCGGCGCAGGUGUAUUCUCUCUGGGGCCGCUGCCGAGCCUGGCGCUGGUGAGCACCGCGGCGCACGCGUCGACCAUGGAGGCCGCCGCCCACAAGGAUGUGGAAACGGGAGUCCAGAGGAGGGUGUUUAUUGCUAUGUGCGUCACCUGGUUCGUGUUGGGCGGGUGCGUUCUGCUCGUCCGCGUGGCCGGGCAAAUGGGGCAGAGGUCGCAGCGAUCAUCCUUGGCCUCGUGCUUCGGCCAGCUGUUCGGACUGCGAAGACGCUUGGAGCAGUUCCUGGCUGGCACAGUGGACCACCCCUCCACGAGGCAGGUGGCCAAGGAGUUGCAAACGAAGCGGCUGGUUCACGCGCGUGCCUCGAUCCCAUAUUGCUGCGUGGCCGUUGCAGGCGCUCUUGGACUCGGUCUCUGUAGGACUACCAUUGGUGUCUCACGCCCGAAUUCCUGGGUACAGGACAUGUGCCAGUUUGUGGGGUUUUUGCAUCGUUCUCUUUCUUUGGGCGUUUCCUCAAAGUCUGACGUUACGAACAUUAGAUCUAUGGUUUUCAUUUAUGAUGGCAUUGGUUGUCCUGUGGGUAUCGCCUCUUGCCUCGGGUGUUGAGGCCUCCUCAUCUCUGUUACCCUUCGGUGCUACUUUGGUGCUCUGCUUGUUCAGCAUGAAUUUCCGUUUGAACGUCACAUGUCUAUGGAGCGUAUCUUUGUCAAUCUGCAGCACCAUCUAUUUCGGCACCGAAAGUUUUGUUGAAGAGUUUCUGCCAGACCGGACGCAGAGGGUUACUCAGGUGCUGGUGGCCAAUUGCAUCUUCUCCAUUUUACUAACGAUCGUUCAUCAGUCAGUCUACUUGGUCGUGCAGUACGACAUGGAAGCUAACAUCUCGAGAAACGAGCUGAAGGCUGCGCGCUCGGUGCUGCGGGGCGUCUGCGACGCCGUCGUGGAGCUCGACAGCGACUUCCGACUGCAGGACGGGUCCUCCGAGCUGGUGGGCAUGCUCCUGCUGAACCCACUGCGCCCCAUCCUGGGCGAGGACUUUAGGCAGUUCCUGGCGUCCCGGCACAACCGCGAGAAGUUCUCCGAGCAGAUCAGCAAGGUCUUGCUUCCGAUCGAGGAUUCGGUUGGGCUCAGCCCCGAGGAUUCGGUUGGGCUCAGCGCGGCGUUCCACGUCUCCAUGAAGGACAGCUCCAGCGUGACCCUCGAGGUCGAGAUGUUCUGCGUGCGCUUCGUCAAUCGGGAGGGGCAGACCGCACACUUCAUCGGCAUCCGCGAGUUCACGGACACCGCCCCGAUGCUGAGGGGCAGCGUGUCGGAGAGGACGCGGCGUGACGAGAGAGCGAGCGGCCCGCAGAGCUCCUGUACAGCACUCGUCAGGCUCCCGGCCGCCCCUGCGGACUCCACGGCCGAGGCCUCCGGUCAGGCGUCAACAGACGUGAGCCCCGAGGCCUCCUCGCUGGACGAGAAGUGGGAGGACCUGGGCGCCGAGGCGGAGCCCGUGGCCUGGGUCGACCUCUUGACCCCGACCUACGAAGUGAGGCUCGAAACCUUCGCGUUCACGAAGUACGUGGACGCCCAGGGUGGGCUCCUGUCUGCCGUGCGGCCGUAGCACGUGGAAGAGUUCGUCUGCUGGGCGCAGCAGGCGUACAUUUCUUUCCUGCAGGAGGGCUCCGACUCCGCUCACCCGCAGUACCCCAAGCGCCUCCACUUUAGGGGGUUUAGGGUUUAGGGUUUAGGGUUUAGGGUGCGCGCCUGCGGCUCGACCUGGAGCGGCCGCGCGACGGCCAGGACCGCGGCCGCGGAGUUGUGCGGGUCGUCCUCCAGGACCUACUGCUGUGCCGGCGCGCGCCCCCUGGUCCGCGGCGGCCGUCGCGCUACGGCACCCCUGCCGCCAUAGGCCGCCAGCGGCCAGGUGCUGGCCCAGGAGCAGAUCUCGCGGAGUGCCGCCCAGGCGGCCGCCCUCGCAGGCGGCGCGGCGCGGCCCGCAGCGGCGGACGGCCACGUGCAGCUCCAGGGCCCGGUGCCUCGGCCGCCCAGCGGUGGCCCCGCAGCGCGGCCUUCGCAGGUGGUGACGCCGGGGACGGACCUUCGUGGCCUGUGAGGCGCCAGGGCCGCCGCCGCAGCGCGCGCGGGCGCUUGAUCGUGCCGCGCCACCCUCCCCCCCAAGGCAUGCAAGCUGUGAAAUGGGCCCCCCCUCCCCCCCCAGGCAUGCGUUCGGGUACUAUCCGCGAACUGCAGCGGCGACCGAUUCACUAUGACGACUCUGGCCGAACUUCGAUACAAUGGCCGAAACAGUCCGCCCAAGCGGUGUUUCUCGCCGUGUCGGUCAAUGUUAAGAGCGAAUAUGUGUGCCAUUCAGUGUGUGACAAAGAGCGUGACGGUUAAAUACCUCGCUCUUGUGUUUCCUCAUCAUACUUGCCGAGCUCCCGGCAUCAUUGUGUGUGAGAUUGUUAUGUUUAGCGACGGGCAGCAUCUCUGGAGCAAGGUAAGGUCUUGCAAUGGUGGUGAAUACGUGCGGAGCAGUGCAUGCAUCCAGGAGGUAGACCAUCGUCAGCGCAGUGCAGUGGACAUUCGCAGUCGGUGUGGGGGGGG
Molecule: messenger RNA, 2595 nt
Organism: Prorocentrum cordatum
Lineage: Eukaryota; Dinophyceae; Prorocentrales; Prorocentraceae
Source: the annotation of a GenBank genome assembly